Plasmodium malariae is the source of this 339-nucleotide messenger RNA. RefSeq names its product 60S acidic ribosomal protein P2, putative. Lineage: Eukaryota; Apicomplexa; Aconoidasida; Haemosporida; Plasmodiidae. The record is from RefSeq and is a predicted model, not a curated record. The transcript has a single exon. The coding region runs from base 1 to 339 and encodes 112 amino acids. Gene Ontology annotation, cellular component: cytosolic large ribosomal subunit; ribosome. Gene Ontology annotation, biological process: cytoplasmic translational elongation. Gene Ontology annotation, molecular function: structural constituent of ribosome.
AUGGCCAUGAAAUAUGUAGCAGCUUACCUGAUGUGUGUGUUAGGAGGUAAUGAAAACCCAGGAGAAAAGGAGGUUAAGAGUGUACUAGGUGCUGUCAAUGCAGGUGUAGAAGAUGAAGUAUUAAAGAAUUUUAUAUCAUCUUUAAAGGGAAAAGUGUAUCAUGAAUUAAUUACUGAUGGAUUAAAGAAACUGCAAAAUAUUGGAGGUGGAGGAGGCGCUGCUGCCGGUGGACCAGCUGCAGCUGAAGCAGGUGAAGCGAAGAAAGAAGAAAAGAAAGAAGAAAAAAAAGAGGAAGAAGAAGAGGAAGAGGACGAUUUAGGAUUUUCUUUAUUUGGUUAA